Maylandia zebra (zebra mbuna) is the source of this 1457-nucleotide messenger RNA. The record is from RefSeq and is a predicted model, not a curated record. Lineage: Eukaryota; Metazoa; Chordata; Actinopteri; Cichliformes; Cichlidae.
CAAUUCUUUCGGUUGCACAGAGAAAAGGGGACACACAAAAGUGACGGACCGUUAUUGCGAUGAAACGUUAUACAAAAUAAGUGAAAGGUAAAAUAACACGCGAGGUUUCCAUGAAAGAGAUUUUCUCAUCCAAGAGGUUUUACAUUAAAUUGUAAAAACUAAUUGGUCGUUUAAAAGAAACAAACAGGGGAAGUUGGCAGUAGGCUGAGCUUUUCUUAGUGAACCAUCGUUAGCUCCUGGGAAGACGGUGGCUAAGUGACACCGCGGUUAAUGAUGUGGGGAGAGAUCGACCCUCCUGUUAAAACACAGCCAAGCUUGUGUGAGACUGAAGACGAGAGGAAAAUAGAAGAGAUAAUACUGCCACGGAGACGGAGAUGUGACUCCAGCAGCUCUGAAGACACACAGCGGGUGGUGCAGGACAUCCAGAUUAUAAACCUGAGCGAGUCCAGCUGUGUGAAUGCCAUGAUGGAGGCCAUAGCUGUGAGCGGCGUCUUGGUGAAGAGCCAGCAGAUCGGAGAGGCUGAGCUGACCGUGCAGGAGCGCAGAGAGGAGCUGCUGCAUCAGUACCGCAGCAGGCCGCUGGUGUUCCUGGAGAGGUACCAUGCUUGCCUGAAGCCUCAGCAUCUCUCAGCAUUUGCACAUGUCAGCUCAGACCCACGAGCACAGCACUACAGCAAGGUGAUACAGAGACGGGCUGCAGGACGCACCGACAGGACCAGAGUCAGGAAUCAGCGCUAUGCUGCCCUCAGGGCUCUGCAGAAGGACGGCCAGUACUUCAGUGAAGAACAGAUGCGAAUGAGGGAGCCGCUGCUGUACGAACAGUAUAUCGGCCAGUACCUGACAGAUGAAGAGGUGCUACAGCGCUCCCAGGAGGCCAUGCUGGAUGGUGCACAGGGAGGACCCGGGGAGCCGGGGCAAGGUACAGGAGGACUCGCCAAUCUGCUCCUCAACUCCUACCAGGAACGACUCAUCCAAAAUCGUCUGCAGGAGGAGCAGGAGAAGGAAGACGGCGCACUGGAGGAAGAAGAGGAGGACGACGACUACGGUCAGUCAGAGUUCGGGUUGAAGAAAAAACUUCACACUGAAGAUGACAGAGACCAGCAGAAGGAAUGGGAGCCGACGCCAGAGGAGAAGGCUCUUCUCAGAGAGGAGUUCAUCAGUCAGAUGCACCAGCGUUUUCUGGAUGGCAAAGACAAGGAUUUCAACUAUAGGGAGGUGGAUGAGAAUCCAGACUAUGACAACUUGGACAUUGUCAACAGAGAUGCAGAGGAUAAAUAUUUUGAUGACGAUGAUGACGAGGAAGAGGAAAAAAAUAUGACAGAAUAGUACCCGUGUUAUUAAUAAAUGAAUGAACUGUAAAUAUAAAUGUACAAAAAGAGUUUCCAUUCUAUUUUUUAGUUUGACAUCUGAACACAAACAAAAGAUGUAAUAAACAUGUUUUUGGGGUCUUUUGAAAA